AUGAUUAUGAAGAAACAGUUCUGUGUGCCCAUUUACUUAUUUCCUGUUUCCAACCUUCUUUUCCUUUUCAAAAGGUGUCCAAGCUACAUAGAACCAUGAAAUCUAACACUUGUCUCAGAAUUCUUUCUCAUGGGACUCUCAGAUGAUCUGGAACUUCAGCCUCUGCUCUUUGGGCUCUUCCUGUCCAUGUACCUGUCUAUAUUGGGGAAUCUGCUCAUCAUCCUGACCAUCAGUUUGGACUCCCACCUCCACACCCCCAUGUACUUCUUUCUCUCCAACCUUUCCAUGGCUGACAUCUGUUUUAUCUCUACCAGCAUCCCAAAGAUGAUCAUGGACAUCCAAACUCACAGCAGAGUCAUCACCUAUGGGGGCUGCCUGACUCAGAGGUCUUUUUUGAUCCUUUUUGGAUGUAUGGAUGAUAUUCUUUUGACUGUAAUGGCCUAUGAACAGAUUGUGGCCAUCUGCCACCCUCUGCACUACUCAGUCAUCAUGAACCCAUGUCUCUGCUGCUUCUUAGUUUUGGUGUCAUUUUUCAUCAGCCUUUUGGACUCCCAGCUGCACAAUUUGAUAGUGUUACAACUUACGUGCAUCAAGAAUGUAAAAAUUGCUAAUUUCUUCUGUGACCCUUCUCAACUCCUUCAUCUUGCCUGCUUUGACACCUUCACCAAUAACCUAGUCAUGUAUUUUGUUGGCGCCAUAUCUGGUUUUCUCUCUAUCUCAAGUAUCUUUUUCUCUUACUAUGAAAUUGUUUCCUCCAUUUUGAGAGUUCCAUCAAAAGGUGGGAAGUACAGAGCCUUCUCCACCUGCGGCUCUCACCUGUCAGUCGUUUGCUUAUUCUGUGGAACAGGCAUCGGAGGUUACCUUGGAUCAGCAUUGUUGGCUUCCCCCAGGAAUAAUGUGGUGGCCUCAGUCAUGCACACUGUAGUCACAAUCAUGCUGAACCCCUGCACUUAUAGCCUGAGGAACAGAGACAUUAAGUGUGCCUUAGGCAGGCUCCAUAGCAAAACGUCUGGUCUUAAUAUCCAUGUAACUCUUUUUGGAGUGUGGUUAGAAAACCCAGCAAAACCAAACAUGUAA
Pteropus alecto (black flying fox) is the source of this 1077-nucleotide messenger RNA. RefSeq names its product putative gustatory receptor clone PTE01. NCBI's taxonomy places the organism in Eukaryota, Metazoa, Chordata, Mammalia, Chiroptera, Pteropodidae. Gene Ontology annotation, molecular function: G protein-coupled receptor activity; olfactory receptor activity. Gene Ontology annotation, biological process: G protein-coupled receptor signaling pathway. Gene Ontology annotation, cellular component: membrane. The record is from RefSeq and is a predicted model, not a curated record.